UCCCGGGCGCCAUUGCUGGCGGUCGGAGCGCCGCCCGGUCCUAGUCCGCCCCUCGGCUGCUCUCCCUUGGCUGGGAGGAGCUGUAGCUCGGGUCCCUCGCCAACCCCUGCCCCGAGCUCGAGAAUCGGGUGCCUCCCCGGCCCGCCUCGACCGAGACCAUGUUUGACAAGACGCGGCUGCCGUACGUGGCCCUCGAUGUGCUCUGCGUGUUGCUGGCUUCCAUGCCUAUGGCUGUUCUAAAUUUGGGCCAAAUAUAUCCAUUUCAGAGAGGCAUUUUCUGUAAUGACAACAGCAUCAAGUAUCCGUACCAUGACAGUACCGUCACAUCCACUGUCCUCACCAUAGUGGGGGUUGGCUUACCCAUUUCCUCUAUGAUUCUUGGAGAAACCUUGUCUGUUUACUUUAACCUUUUGCACUCCAGUUCCUUUAUCAGGAAUAACUACAUAGCCACUAUUUACAAAUCCAUUGGAACUUUUUUAUUUGGUGCAGCUGCUAGUCAGUCCCUGACUGACAUUGCCAAAUAUUCAAUAGGCAGACUGCGGCCUCACUUCUUGGAUGUUUGUGACCCAGAUUGGUUAAAAAUCAACUGCAGUGCUGGUUACAUUGAAACCUACACAUGUAGAGGGAAUGCAGAGAAAGUUAAGGAAGGCAGGUUGUCAUUCUACUCGGGCCACUCUUCAUUCUCCAUGUACUGCAUGCUGUUCGUGGCACUGUAUCUUCAAGCCAGGAUGAAGGGAGACUGGGCAAGACUCUUACGCCCGACACUGCAAUUUGGUCUUGUUGCUGUAUCCAUCUACGUAGGCCUUUCUCGAGUUUCUGAUUACAAACACCACUGGAGCGAUGUGUUGACUGGACUCAUUCAAGGGGCUCUGGUUGCAGUAUUAGUUGCUGUAUAUGUAUCAGAUUUCUUCAAGGAGAAAGACUCUCCUUUUAAAGAAAGAAAAGAGGAGGACUCGCAUACAACUCUGCAUGAAACAGCAACAGUGGGGAAUCACUACCGGAACAAUCACCAACCUUGAAGGGUGGCACGGAGCCCAGAUGAAGCUGGC
Molecule: messenger RNA, 1049 nt
Organism: Trichechus manatus latirostris (Florida manatee)
Lineage: Eukaryota; Metazoa; Chordata; Mammalia; Sirenia; Trichechidae
Gene: PLPP1
Product: phospholipid phosphatase 1
Exons: 6
Coding region: 159-1019 (286 amino acids)
Biological process (GO): phospholipid dephosphorylation; signal transduction; phospholipid metabolic process
Cellular component (GO): plasma membrane
Molecular function (GO): phosphatidate phosphatase activity
Source: RefSeq, a predicted model, not a curated record